AUGGUGUCAACCAUUAUCUGGGUGUCAUCAGACAAAACCCGAACACCUAACGUUUCUCCCUGCCACCACUGUGCCCCGAAUCCUUUAGCGUCUUUCUUUUCUUUUUUUCUUUUCUUUUCUUUCUUUCUUUCUUUCUUUCUUUCUUUCUUUGAUUUAUUCUUCUUUUAUUUUCUUUAUUUUAUCUUUCUUUUUUCUUUUUUUCGUUUGUUUUUCUUUCUUUUUCUUUUCUUCUUUCUUUCUUUUAUUUUCUUUCUUUUAUUUUCUCUAAUUAUUCUUUCUUUUCUUUUCUUUCUUUCUUUCUUUCUUUCUUACUUUCAUUGUUUAUUUAUCUUUCUUUUCUUUUCUUCUUUUAUUUUCUUUCUUUAUUUCAUCUUUCUUUUUUUCUUUCGUUCUUUAUUUCUUUCAAUCGUUUGUUCUUCUUUCUUUUUCUUUUCUUCUUUCUUUCUUUUAUUUUCUUUAUUCUAUUUUCUCUAUUUAAUUAUUCUUUCUUUUCUUUUCUUUCCUUUCUUUCUUUCAUUUUCUUUAUUUUUUUCAUUCGCUUGUUUUAAUUUCUUUCUUUUUCUUUCUUUUUAUUUUCUUUUAUUUUCUUUAUUUAAUUAUUCUUUCUUUUCUUUUCUUUCCUUCUAUCUUUUAUUUUAUUUCUUAAUUUAUUUUUUUUAUUUUCCCUUUCUUUUGUUUUUCUUUUCUUCAUUUCUUUAUUUCAUUCAUUCUUUCUUUUCUUUCUUUUCCUUUCGUCCUUUCAUUGUUUAUUUGCCCUUUCUUUUCUUUUCUUCUUUCUUUUCUUUCUUUUCUUUUCUUUCUUUUUCUUUCUUUCUUUUGUUUUUCUUUUCUUUCUUUCUUAAAUUUAUUUUUUCUUUUCUUUUUUCUUUCUUUCUUUUCGUUGUUUUCCUUGUUUUUUUACAAUUGUUAUUCUUUUCUUUUCUUCUUGGUUUCUUUCCGUUUUCUUAA
Messenger RNA from Acanthosepion pharaonis, 948 nucleotides. NCBI's taxonomy places the organism in Eukaryota, Metazoa, Mollusca, Cephalopoda, Sepiida, Sepiidae. The record is from the annotation of a GenBank genome assembly.